Vitis riparia (riverbank grape) is the source of this 1221-nucleotide messenger RNA. Its product is annotated as cinnamoyl-CoA reductase 1-like. Gene Ontology annotation, molecular function: oxidoreductase activity, acting on the CH-OH group of donors, NAD or NADP as acceptor. Lineage: Eukaryota; Viridiplantae; Streptophyta; Magnoliopsida; Vitales; Vitaceae. The record is from RefSeq and is a predicted model, not a curated record.
GAGUGGAUAACAUAGAUUUGAAGGUUUCGUAAGACGUCAAGGGAGAUGAGUGGAGAAGGAAAGGUGGUGUCCGUGACCGGAGCUUCUGGGUUUAUAGCUUCAUGGCUGGUGAAGCUCCUGCUCCAACACCGUUACACUGUCAAAGCAACCGUUCGAGACCCAAAUGAUCCAAAGAAGACACAGCACUUGCUUUCACUCGAUGGAGCUCAGGAAAGGCUUCAUUUAUUCAAAGCAGACUUAUUGGAAGAAGGGUCUUUUGAUUCUGUAGUUGAUGGAUGUGAUGGUGUUUUUCAUACUGCAUCCCCUGUUGCAUUGGAAGCCAUUAACCCCCAGGCAGAAUUGAUUGACCCUGCAUUGAAGGGAACCAUCAAUGUCCUAAGGUCCUGUUCAAAAGUUCCGUUUGUCAAAAGAGUGGUUGUAACAUCGUCUUUGGCUUCAGUUUUAUUCACUGGAGAACCUCUGACUCCUGAGGUGCUAAUUGAUGAGAGUUGGUUUUCAGAUCCAGUUAUAUGCAAGGAAUCAAAGCAAUGGUAUGUGCUUUCAAAGACCUUAGCUGAGGAGGCCGCUUGGAAGUUUUCAAAGGAGAAUGGGAUUGACAUGGUCACGAUAAAUCCAGGAUGGGUGAUUGGUCCUCUCUUACAGCCCACUCUUAAUCUAAGUGCAGAGCAAGUUUUGAACCUCAUAAAUGGAGCUCAAACAUUUCCGAAUAUAUCAUCCUGGUGGGUUUACUGAGAUACUGAUGUUAGAGAUGUUGCCAAUGCACACAUUCAAGCAUAUGAGAUCCCAGAAGCUAGUGGAAGAUACUGCUUAGUAGAGAGGGAUUUACACAAUUCUGAGAUACUGAAGAUUUUGCGCAAGCUCUACCCUGGAUUACCUCUACCUGAAAGAUGCGCAGACGACAAACCUUAUGCACCAUCCUCCCGGGUAUCCCAAGAGAAAGCAAAGAGUUUAGUCAUUCACUUCACUCCUCUAGAGGUGUGCAGAUGACAAACCUUAUGUGCCAGCCUUCCAGGUGUCCCAGGAGAAAUCCAAAAAGCUUGGGUAUUCACUUCACUGCGCUGGAGGUGCCUAAAGUAUACUGUAGAAAGCUUGAAGGAGAACCAACUCAUCAGCUUAUGAGCCAAUUAUUGGCUGUCAUGAUAGAAUAAAUAUGGACCUACAUUAUAUUAACCAUUGUUCAGGAUUUAGCUAUCCAUAUAUAUACGAUUUCUAUUUGAUCAA